AUGAUAAAUGGCGAAAAGUUUGAAUAUUUACCGGAACCUGCAUUCCAAAACAUCCCUCAUGUGUACGAAUGGCUGAACAAGAAUCACACUCGCUUAUACACUUACUGGACUGCAGAUGGGUUUAAGAAGACAGGUUGCUACAACAGAUUAUGUCCUGGUUUUGUACAAGUGAACACCAAGUUCCCACUUGGUUUCCGUCUUGAGCCAGUUUCUAUGAUCGGUUGGGAACAAUAUGAACAAAGUAUCAAGGUGUAUAAGCUAAAGAACGCAUCAAUGCCAUCGGAAGAAGAGAAGAAAGAACUUGAGAGACUGAACAUGUUUGCAACGGUCGACUAUACACAUAGCACCGUUUCCAGAGUAAAAGGAAACCUUAACCUCUGGGAUCCAAAAGUGUCACUAGAUCAAGUUAGUCUUGCAAGCAUGGCUAUUGCCGGAGGCCCUUUAGAACAACUAGCUAGCAUUUUAGUUGGGUGGAUGGUUCAUCCAUUGCUGUACCAAGGAGGUCACAUUCACUUGUACACCUACUGGACUACUAGUAAGUUUUGA
Molecule: messenger RNA, 546 nt
Organism: Arabis nemorensis
Lineage: Eukaryota; Viridiplantae; Streptophyta; Magnoliopsida; Brassicales; Brassicaceae
Source: the annotation of a GenBank genome assembly